Messenger RNA from Rhopilema esculentum, 16095 nucleotides. RefSeq names its product ankyrin repeat and BTB/POZ domain-containing protein 1. Gene Ontology annotation, cellular component: ubiquitin ligase complex; cytoplasm. Gene Ontology annotation, molecular function: protein binding. The record is from RefSeq and is a predicted model, not a curated record. NCBI's taxonomy places the organism in Eukaryota, Metazoa, Cnidaria, Scyphozoa, Rhizostomeae, Rhizostomatidae.
AACGACAACGCUGCGAAGGAAAAUUGGUUGUAAACACAAAAAUCUGCAGGAACUUCUGUGGCUGCCCCACUCAUCACUGAAGAAAGUUGUUUACGUGAUCAAAUAUAAAUAAAAAUGGAAGAAGCUGAAUAUUUUACUAAAGAUUUGUUCAAGGCUGCAAGAAUAGGGGAUCUUGAGAGAAUUAAGACUUUGGCAGAAGAGAAAGGCGUUGAGCUGAAUAUAAGAGAUGAAUGGGACAGUACACCAUUGUACUAUGCUUGCCUGUGUGGGCAUGAAAGCCUUGUUGAAUUCAUGCUGAGAAAUGGAGCAAGAUGUGAAGCAAACACCUUUGAUGGAGAAAGAUGUCUCUAUGCAGCUUUAACACAGAAAAUAAAAAAGAUGCUCAAAGAAUUCAAAGCUAUAACUAGUGAAUGUAUGAAAAGAGAUCAGUAUCAUGAGUUCCUCAGAGGUUGCACAGAUAGAGCAUCAUUUGAAGAUGUGUGCUUUACCAUUGGGGAGGAGACAAUCAUUGCUCACAAGAUCAUAUUGACUGCAAGAUGUCCAUAUUUUGCCAAUAAAUUUAAAAACAAAUGGAGGGAUCGCUCCCUAAUCACAUUGAAAAAGAGUCUUGUUAGCUCUGCAGCUUUCCGCAACUUCAUUAACUACCUCUACUUGGGCCGGAUAAAUAUGCCGUUGAAUGGUGUAAGUGAUUUCACUGCGAUUUGUAAACAAUGUCAGAUGUUCGAUUUGGUUGAUGAAGUAGAAAAGGCAGUGCAUAAUUUUCAUAUUUAUGUUGAUACAAAACCAGAAUACGUAAGAAACCGCGUGUCUAUGAUAAGCAUUGGCGACGGUAAAGAUAUUGCGGAGCUUCAGGCAUCAUUUGGCAGAAUAGCAGAGCUUUGUAUGCAUAAUUCCCUCAGGUUUAAGCAAUUCUUUGGCGCUGUCCCAGAGAUUUUCAGCAUAUGCUUUGAUGAAGAUUUUUCAGUUGAAGAUUCCUGCUUACUGGACGAGGAAGGUCGACCGCCUUUCACAGAUGUUUGUUUUAAGAUUCGCGGAUAUGAAUUCUUCUGUCACAAGGUAUUUCUGUGCGGAAGGAGCGACUACUUUAAGGCUUUGAAUCAUUUUAAAGAAAUCGAAGGGAAGCAGAGGCAAACACUGCUGGAGAUUUCGUUGAAAGAUAUUUCAGCGGACGCUUUUGCGGCCGUGAUCAACUUCAUAUAUUCGGACAGAUGCAAAAUCUCGAAAGACAUCGUUUAUGAACUUCUGUAUUUUGCUGAUCUGUUCCUUCUCCCUGGGUUGAAACUUCAAUGCGCUGCGUUCCUGGUAAAUGAGUUGAUCCCCGAGAAUGCAAUAUCAGUUUUACGGCUGGCCAGAUUGCAUCAACUAGAUCGUUUAGAAAGCCAGUGCUGUGAAUUCAUCGCCAAUUACUUACCAGAUAUCAUAUGCCGCCCAGAGUUUUCUGAACUUGUCCUUGAAGACGCGUCAACCAUUCAAUCAAGAGAGGAUACCGACACUAUUCAGGUCAUUGACGAUAUUCGUUACCAUUUGGUGAAGUUUGCUUUACCGGGUUUGUGUCCGGAAAGCACUGACAUGGACAUCAACGGUAGGCUUAGCCUGUUAGACUCUGUUCUUCAAGAGCUCAAUUUAGACGCAUAAAUCCAUUUAAUCUCGUUUAUUUGCCACUCCAUUUUUUCAAGGUGAUCAACCUACAAGUCUGCGUGCAUUUUGCAAGCUACAAUACAACGAUUUGUUUCCUAAAAGCGGCGAUUCUUUAUUUAGAUAUUACUUACAAAAUAUUAAUUCUUGUGAGCUUGCUAGCAAAAGGUGCCUUUAUUAUUUUGAUCCUGUACCACUUCACCAUUUCGCAAAAAACGCUAAAAUUUUCUCCUUAAAAAAGCAGCUACCUACGACUGUGCCACGUUUAGACUAAGAAUUUUUAAAUCUCUAUGUUUGCAGACCUAUAGUUCCAAUGAAUUUUGUUUGUUGUCUUGAAAAGAUUGAUCAUCCAUCUUAUGAUUAUCACGUUUUUAAUCAUUAUGAUAUUCUAUAUUUGUAUUUGCUCAGCUGUAUAAUGAUCAGCAUCUAUCUACAAAAUUGUCGCUGAUUUUAUUUUGUGACAGUUGUUGCUGCUGUUGUUGUUGUUGUUGUUUUUGCUUUUGUUGUUGUUGUUUUUGCUUUUGUUGUUGUUGCUGUUUUUGUUGUUGUUGUUGGCAUUAUGGUUGCUAUUUUUGCUUUUUGUUAUUGAAACACAUGCACAUGUUUAUUUACAAUGAAAUGAACAGAAGGUUGUACGUUUGUACUUUUAUUUUAUUCUAAAUUUAUACUUUUUCUGGUAUAAAAAUACUAAUUAUUGUGCAUUUAUACUGUUACAAUAAAAAAGAUAAAGAGAAUUGUCUCCAAACUGCCCUCGACCCUGACGAUUUUGUACAGAUUUGAUAAUUAGACAGCCAAAACAACCCUUUCUCAAGCACACAUUAUAACACUAAUAAAAAAGUUACAAAGUUAGGCCCUUUUGUCUUGAAAUUCUAAAAGCUAUUUUUGUUUUGUUAGUGUAAGUUGUAUCUAUUUCGAUUACAUUAUGAGAGUUUAGUAACCUAAGCAUAGUUAUUUACAAUAGCAAAAUUUCCUAAGAUAGGGGUACUUAUCCUGCACGCAAUGUGGCUGGUUACCAUAAAGAUUUAGUCUACUUAUAUUUUUGUCUACUAUCCAAUCACUACCAUUUCUCGCAACUUUUGCUUCAAAUAAAGCCUUACUUGGUUGUACGCUAAAAACUACCUCAUACUCUGCAGAAUCUAUGUUUGCGUUGGCUUUUCCGCCAGUAACAAUACCACAUUCAUCACAUUUAGAAUUCUUUGAUGUUCUUACAAAUACUUGAACUGCUUCUUGGGGUUGCUUGAGGGCUGCCCGUUUUACUGAAGACAGCUCCAGUGUUUGGCACUUUUCCAUUGCCUCUAAGUGCACUCCGAUGAUUUUGUCAUUUAUGUGUACAACCACAGCUUUUGCAGCUUCGAUAACCUUUGGGUUAGUAAUAUUGACGUCUGAAUAUUGCAAGCAAGGACACCAAUGAUCUUGGAUGCCAGAUGACUUGCAGGUCCUUUUUGAAGCGUCGAUUCUUGUAAACAAACUUUGUCCGCUUUUGCUUUGAAAUUUCUGUGGAUGACUUAAUAUUUGGCAAAGAGUCGCAUGAAUGUCAAAAUGUGUCGUCAGCAGAUUGGAGUUAUGUUUUAACGCAUCCAUGAAUUCUUUGUGUUGCUUUACUAAUUUCGGUGGCAGCAACAAGGCCAUAAAUGGCAGCCUUUCUUCCAGCUUACCCUGGAGAGUUUCCCGGAAGCUACCAACUCUGGGGCCAUGAUCAGCACCAACAAAUAAUAUUGUAUUAUCUAAAUGUCCCCUUUGCUCAAAUCUCUUCAGAAAGUUAAGAAUAUCUUCAUCAGCAUUUUCCACCGCAUUCAUGUCAUUAUGAAAUAAAUUUGAAAAUAUCGUGAGAGAAAAUCUUAGAUUUUCUUUAUAGGCAUCGUGAAAACUCAUCGUAUAGUUCAGGCCAACUUGAAAAGUUGUUUUACCACCAAUGCAAAAGCCACUGUGAAAACUGCGUGCUGCUCGAGACCAGAAUGGUCUUGAAUAGUGGUCAGUUGGCUGCCGCUUGAAACCUUUAAGACGGUAAUUAAAAGUGGCAACAUCUGAAUCGUCUUCAGAAUACAUUGUAACGUAAUUUUGGGCUGAAAAGUUUUUAAACAAGAAAGGCCAACUAUCAACAGUAGAACUUCCUGGCUCUCCUCUUCUGGCUUCUGGUAAAUCUUCCUCCAUUGCGCCUGUGAACAUUGCACAUAACUGGGCUGUUGUUCCAUCGCCAUUUAUUGUAUGUCCUUUAAGUAUCACAGCAUUUUCCUUAUCUCUAAUGAAUGCCAAUGUCUUUUGCAAUUUUCUUGCGACAUUGGCAGCAGACUGUGAAUCAAAGAGUAGGAAUGCAACACUAUAUUUCAGGCCACGCCCAGCAGCGUUAUUGCUCAUCGAUUUCUUUGCUGACAAAGGUUUAAUAUCAGCAUAGUGUUCAAUGAUGACGGCUUUUUCCGUGGCUAUUACCAUUUCUAUAAAUUCUUCCUCAACUUUAAUUUCAGUUUCGAUAUCUGUAGGGAAGGACAGACAUAGUUUCAUUAAACUCGAAGAAAUGUUUAUCCAGCAAGAGUCACAAAAGCAUAACUUUUUGAAUGAUUAACAUGAGGUCGUGAAAAUAUGCCAACAACAAUUCUGCAUGUUUUCAACAUUUACUAGUUAAUUGUAAACUUACAGUAUAACCAGGGCUGUAGAAGAGGGGGGCUCAGCCCCCCCCCUCUACUUUUUCUGGUUAAUUCUAAAAUAUCAUGGCUAAUUUCUGCCAGGAUCAAAUCUUUGAUCGAACAAGCAUCAAUUUUAACAUUGCAUUCGCGUGUGACCUCAAUAGUCCUAUUGACUGCUGGCAAAAUUUUACUACUAUAAAUUCUAUAUUUUUAAGAUAUUCUGCUCGAAUGACAGGUAAACUUUGAAAAAUGAUUUAACUUUAGAAAAAAUGGAAAGGCAGAGAAAUUAAUUUUGAGGAGCUAUGCAAAGGAAAACAACUGAAACGCUCAUUUUGUAUACAACAUAGAGAAAGCUAUAUGACCCCCUCUACAUUUUUUGGCACAACACUGCUGAGUAUAACCAUAUAUUCCUCAAGUUCUAUUUCAUAGAGAUACCUUGCAAACUUACUAUGUACGGGUGGGAAGUCCUGGAACUGUAAAUAUCUGUUUGAGCUGUUGGUACAUUUCUCGGUCAGAAAAAUUCUUUGCUCCAGAUCUUCUGAUGACGUAUUCACCGAUAAACAUUUCUUUGUGUCCACAUGUUGAAAAAUACUACCUUCAAUGACUCUGUGUCUUGCUUUUUCAUCGCCGCAGCCCGUUUGCUUAAUUUGGUCAUCGCGGUUAUCUACAGAGGCGGACAAAUUUUUCAAGUGUCAUAACAUUGAAAUAUCUAUAUCAGAACAAUUGAUCACAAUGACAAAAGUUUUGUUUUUCCCCAUUCUUACAACCUCCCUUGUGCUGAUUCUAAUGACGGAUAAGUCUCAGCACAUAUCUCUAGCCUCAGAAAAUAUCAGAUUGUAUUUGUGCUCAUGCACGCCGGAUCCAGGAGGGGGGGGGGGGCUGGGAAGGCUGUAUCCCCCUCAUUUUUUGCUGAAGUAUGAUAUUAAUGUUGGGGCAUCAAGGAUAAUGGUGAAAAACUAUGAUAAAAGAUUGUUAAUUUGUCCCCUCACCCCAAAUGUGUCCCAGCGUCCCUAGAGCUGGUAUGGCAGUAUACGCUAAGCUUUUGUUAAUUUUUCAUUUUAAUAUAGGGAUGUCAACUUGUUCAUUCACGGUGGAAUUUAUUGCAAAAUGCUCACAAGUUCCACUGAAUGGGACGGUCCUCGAAUAGUUAGAAUAAUAGUUUCCAUUCUGCUUUGAAUUGGUUUCCUGUUGCUUAAUUAGAAUGCCAAUGUAGUCAAUGAAACAUAUGGAUUUUAAUUGACAGUGGAUAAUUCUCUAGCUACUCAUCAUUCACCUUAAAUUGCUAUCAAAAAUACAACUGCUAAACCAGUAGCCUAACAGCAUUUAUGUGCCACAGGCCCCAUAAACGCUUUCUGAUCACUGCUGUUUCUCUUACCCGGCAGCACAAAGCAGGUUUCUCCCUUUGCGAAAUCCUGUAGCUGUCCAUUUGCCAAGAUGCGGACGUAAUUUCGCGGAUAGCAUUCUUCUAGCUCUGAUAGUUUCACCGCAUCCGGCAGACGAUUCGUGCCACUGUCCCGGCCUAUGCCAAAAUAUGUUCCAUUGGCAUUUACAAAACAUCCCACCAUACCUUCAAAAGAAUACAAUAUAUGGUUUGGACAGAAUACAUUAGGAAUUUAUUCCAGAGGUGGCGCCAGAAAUCUUCCGACAGAGGGGUUGGAGCUUCCGACAAGGGGGCUAAAAUGACUAAAAUAAGCAGUUUUCGUACGUUAUUUGUCAAAUUUGCUCCGACAAUAACCUAAAAUUUCCUCCGAUGGGGGGACUAGAUGCUUCCGACGGAGGGGCUGUAGCCCCCCUAGCCCUCCCCUGCCGCCACCACUGAUUUGUUCGUUUAUCCAAUACACAAAGUCAGACGCCCAAAACGAUUUGUUGCAACUGCAAGAGACAACUGUCUGAAGCGUUCAAAUUUGACACAAAAGUCUCUGCGGUAUGUCUUUGUUCCUACUACAGGCAGUUGAAACCUACCCGAACUAUGCUUUACCAUUGAAAAGGCGCAUUUUCACAUUUAUCUGUAAACCAAAGAAUAAGCCUUGAGGGCUGUUACUUAUUUUUUCUGUUCUUACUUUACCGUAGAGCGCAAGGCAAAAAUUUGAUAACACUAUAUCCGUUCUUAUGUUUUGGCUUCAUCAGUGAAAAAAACGAAGCAACUUCUCCUUUUCAAAUAACAUUUCGCUCGCUACGUUUUGUUACAUUUUCAUUCAAUCACUUCGUUUGCAUUUUCCGUUCAUCUUUGGAGUUAUAAUUUCUAUCAUUUAGCCAUUAAAGAUUCCAGUAUGUCAAUCUUUUCUUUCAAUUUUGAUUAAAUCUUCAUUCACAAGCAAAAUGAUUAUGGAUAGGAUAAGUCUUAGUGGUUGGAAAUGAAACUGAAAAUGAAUUGUUGUAAACGGGGGUAAUUUCUAACCAGCUUCAAACAACUGCUGAUAUAACAACCAAAAACUGCUUAUGGAAACUUUAAAUGAAUGGAAUAAACCAAUAUAAAGGCAAAGUGGCCGAUUUUCUAAAUUUUUUAGAAGAGGGGGGGGGAUAAUUUUGUUGAAUUUUCCAUGUAAAGCAGAAACAGUCAUGCAGUUGUUUACUUCGUUGCCGAUCUUGGUGCAACAGGAUUCCCCUUUGCUCAGUGGCGGCGCCAGCUAAUACAGAGUGGGAGGGUAGUGGGCGUGGCAAGUGUGACCACGCCCCUUUUGCCUCAUUCCAGUGAUUCGUCCCUUUCCUUGGGAAAUUUGAUCUACCCCUACCCAGCGCUUUUCAAUCCAUUUUGAGAAGAAGUAUAUAGGCUAUAUUUUCAGAAAAGUGGGGAGGUAAUUACCCCCUCAUACCACCCCUUGGCGCCGCCACUGCCUUUGCUCCCUAAUAAUGCUAGAUUUCCCUUCGCAUGUUCGUAGCCAGAGAGUGGAAAAGUCUAUCAUGACCUUGUGAAGGAAUCUUUUAUAAGAGAAGGGUUGCUGUUUAAUGGGUUUGCAGUAUUCAUAUGUUGUUGUUUGAAAUUUUUCUUAUGCUAAUGGCUCUGAUUCACUGCUAACAACACUCAAGUAGCGAAACAACGAGUAUAGAGUCAGAGUCUAAUGCAGAAGACAGGACACUCUAUAUCAACAUAAUUCAAUGUAAUUCUACCAAUUUUUGUGCUGAAAUGUGGCAAAAUAUGGAGUAAACUUAAGAAUUUACUUUGAAUGGGAACAGGUUCAACUAGGCAGGAAACAUCGAUAAACUGGCCUUUGCUAAUGAAUUCGACUUUAUAAAAAGAUUUUUUCAAAUCAUGAAUGCAUGGUAUUUUGAUAACGUUUAAAACCCUCUUCUUUGCAGUUAACAUGGAACAUGGAACUCAUGAAAUAUAAGUUGACGAAACAUAACGAGCAGUUUCGAAAUAUUCUUAUCAGAUGUGUGAUAUAGGUUUUGGAGAAUAUCCAGCAAAGUAUGAUAUAGGUUUUGGAGAAUAUCCAGCAAAGUAUGAUAAAGGUUUUGGAGAAUAUCUUUGCCUGGCAUAAGUACUUAUUGAAAUGGAUUACCUACCUUUAGCUAUGGGAGCUUGCUUGAUCUUUUGUUUAAGAAGUUUUUCUGGUUUUGAUAGGAAUAUUUUGAAGUCAUCAUCUUCCACCCUUCUUAUGUAACGAAAAAACGCUGCUCUCAAACCAUCAGCUUUGAAUUUGAAGAUGCCCUUUGUUAAAACUCCAUGAUCUUUUUUUCCGCAAUCAUGUGGUGCGCGAUUCUCAAUAUAUUUCAUUGCUACUUUAUCGAAAGGGUUCAAAUUUGGUAUUUCACACAAUAUCUUAUUUUUGCCAGAUUUUCCUAGGUUUUUCAUUGGAUUUUCCAAUGUUUUUGUGUAUAGCAUGGCACUGUCUGUUGAACGAACCGCUUCAAUGGCUUUGCUUGAAUACGAAGAGGCAAAACUAGAUGCCUUUAACACCUUCAUUGUUUUCCUCCACUGCUCCUUUAAUACUGUGCUUGCCAAAAUAAUAUUUUUCUCGAAAUAAUUUCCUUCAGAGAAAGGCCCAUGUCUUGUCGAUUUGAGUUUUUCAUUCGGUAUCAGCUUCUCGUUCGCCAAUACUUCUGAGUUGUCAGUGUUCGCAGUAAUACCUCCUUUUGCUAAUCUCUGAAAACGUUUAUUUUCGUUGUUCUCAGUGAAGUAUUGCUUUGGUUCAUGAUUCAGGAGCCUUGGUUGCUUUAAAAGUAUAAAAAAAGCAAAGAUACAAAGUGCAGCUAACACUACGCGCAUCAGCUUUUGACUUCUCAUGUUCAUGUUGAACCAUUUUUGAUUAGAAACGAACAGAUAUACUUUAAGUACUAUUCUGUGAUAGCAAUCUGCAUUGCUUUCGAAGUUAUUUGAUCACCUUAGCGCCCAACGACCAAGAAGAAGCAAAGUAGACUGCCUAGCAACAACUGGUCAAUCAGAGAAGGGACCUUCAGGCUACGAAAUCACCAGUGGGUUUCUGAAUUUGAUUGAACAGGUUCGUGCAAAUGAUCAAAAGUCGUAAACAAUACGCUUGCUUGUAAGUCAAAAUUUGUAAACAAUACUACUAACAACCAACUUUAAUGCAAACAUAUAACUCACACUGGUUUAAAAUGCUCCCUUAGUUAAUAACUCCGCAAAAAUGUGAAAAAAUCUGCAUCCGAAAGCUAUUUAGAGCACUGCAAAAUUUGGCGCACAUUAAAAAUCUGAACAUUGAAUUUCUAAACAAUCUUUGAAGUGUUCCUGCCCAAAAUUACACGCUAUAUCACCUGAAGCGUGACAGGUUCUGAGACGGGACAAAAUACAAUUUAUUUUGUACAAAAACUGUUGUACAUUUUACAGAAGAUAAUUUUAAUAUGAAGCUGAUCGUUUGUGUGUUUGACCGCAAAUGAAAUUUACAAAAUGUGCUAGAAUGACAUUCGAAGUAUGUAAGAUUGGCAAAUUUAAUGUUUUAUUGCAUCUUGGGGUUUUUCAACCAGAGUUAAGAAACUUAAGAAACAACCAGAGAGUCUUGAAAAUUGUUUUGUUAACUAUCUAGACAAUUACCGAAAGAUACUAGCUCUGUUAGAGUUACAUAAAUGGGGUUAAUACUAUUACUGCUUCUACCUUAUUUUAUUUUAAAUGCUUUUGCGACUAUUGUUUCUAUUAUUGAAAGGUUUUGAUAAUGGAGAAGCUGAAUUGCUACUUAUCAACUUUUGACUAAGUUAUUAUCUGUCGGCCCAUAAAGCCAUGGGCCCCCGGGUCAGUGACCCCCUGACCCCCCUCUCCUCAGCACUGGUCAUGAGUCAUUGUGCUUCGCAUGAAGUUCUUGAUCAGCUUGAGCUUACUGAACGAGCGCUCUGCAGAUGCAACUGUCACAGGCAAGGUGCAAAAUAUUCUGAGGGCAGUGCAAAAAUUAUAAAAGUUUUCUUCAAGGUUGAUCUUUGCUAUCGGAUUAAGCAAAGAAUGUGGAUCAAGUGUUUUCUCCUCAUAAUUAGCGACAUGCACUGUUUUUAUCUGCAAAACUUCCUUUUCAAGUGCCACUGGACUGAUGUCAUUACCGUAGGCUGCUCCGAAUUUUAUGCAUGCAUUGUGAGCCAUCUCAUCAGUACGCUCCAGAUAUUGCCAAAGGAAAGAAAAAAGAUCAUUAAUGCGAUAUGCAGCUUCGUAUCGUUUCAAUAUUCCUGCAACAACAGAAUCUAUAGCAAUGUAAAGACACUUGGCGUUUGAAAGUACUUUCAUCACUGCUUGACAGGCUGCUUUCAGGUUCAUAUAGUAAUUGACGCUUACUUUUUCGCUUCGUUGGGAAUUCAGCUGAAAUAUUCAUUGCAGUGGCAACUAAAAUGCUCUCCUGGACAAUCUGAGACCACUUCUCGCGGAGCCCCUUCAGAUCAGCCACAAGGCUGUGGAAGUUGGCAACUGCGAUAUCGAUUGUAGCUUUUCUUGCCUGAAUAACCUGGUUCCUUUGAUCAAUAGUGACCAGGAUUUUAAGCCAGAUUGCUGACAUCGCAACGCAUACAAAGGAUGAUACAUAUCUGAUGGCACUGUUAACAUCUGUUGUUGUCUUUGGUGUCAGAUUUAAUGCAAGAAGUUGCUGGAGUGCAACUCUGAAACCUGAAAGUUGAGCAGCAAAAAGAUGCACACUUGCAACACGAUCUGUCCACCUUGUUCUAGAUAAACCAUGUAAUGAGGAGCCAAUGUUGCUUUGCAAAAUCUUCCAUCGCUGAGAGCUGCAGGAGUAGAGAUUGUAUACGGUUUGCACCAUUCCGAAAAAGGUUACAGCUUCCGUGCACGACAUUGCAGAGUCUACUCUACAAAGAUUUAGGGAAUGGCAAGCACAAGGAGAGUAAAGGCUCAACGGAUUGACAGACCUGGUGUGAGUUUGAGCACCAUUGUACUUGCUAGACAUAUUGGCUGCAUUAUCAUAACCUCGUCCUUGACAAUCGGCGAUUGGUAUAUCAAACUUCUUGAGUGUCUCCAGAAUCACCGAAGCAAUAUCCACUCCAGUUUUGUUGCAGCAAUCAACAAAUACCAGAAAUCGCUUUUUCACGGAAUAUACGUCGUCUUCUCUGUUCAUAUACCGGAGAAUGAAUGGAGAAUGAAUUGCUCUGUGUGGCUUGAAUCAGGAGUCCCAUCCACCAUGAUCGAAAAAUACUUUGCAUUUUCGCGUUUUUUCAAAAUGCAACCCCUGACUCUUGCAUCGCAAACCUUUAUAAAUUCAUUUUGUGAUUGCAGGGAAAGGUAAUGUGCUUGCAGCUGUUCACCAUUUUGCUGGUAGGUCUUCACUUUUGAAAUAUGUUCUUGAAGAAGUUGAUCAUAAUGUGCCAACAGUUCCAAGAUUCCAAGAAAAUACAAAGCGAUGAACCGCGAAAUGGAAGACCCCUCUCUCCAAAAAAUAUGGUCAAGUCGAUUAUCCUGCUAAGAAGCUUCUUCCAUUGCUCUAUAUCAGACAAGAAAUCAAUGAGAAAACAAUCUGCAUGGAAGGCAUUACAAUGCUUUCUUGGAAGCACUAAACACCAGCCAUUUUCUUUCACUUUUUCCCCUAUUCUCGUGGUUGCAGAGUAGUACAAAAAAGCGGAAAUACCUGGCCAUCAACAUUUCUUGGGAACUGUUUUGGUAAUGGAACUGAGACCCCGUUUACACUGUCCCGGGACAAUUUUGUACCGUUACGGUUCGCAAGUGUUUACACUGUCGCGGUUCCAAAUUGUUCCGUUUAGCCGUCCCGUUUACACUGUACCGGUACGACCUUAAUUGAAUGGUAGAACAAUGUUUAGAAGAAGCUGUAUUUAGUCAACCGAGGCUUUUAUUUUGCCGCCGAAGUCAACAAUCUAAAUUUUAUUGAGAGCUAAAAUGAAGCGGAAGGCCGAUAAAAACUUUACUUGGACGGACGACAAGGUGGCUUUAAUUUUCAGUGUUAUUUUAGACUACAAAACUGCAAAGUCCAAUGAAAGCUUGGACUGGGAAACAAUACAAUUUUGUCACGGUUCCAAACUUGCACGGGACAGUGUAAACUGGGUCUGAGAACCAGCUCGUACAAUAUUCUCAAGCUCAUUUCUUGUUGGAGAGCCAUUCAAAGUUCCAAUUUCCUUCUGUGUCGACUUCUGAGUCUGAAUUUCCCCUAGCGUCAAGUCCUUCCACUUCAGGGUCGCGUUGUUCGUUCUUUUCGGAAUCAUCGAUGUGCUCGUUUUGUCUACCUUAUCCAGUUACUUUUUUAACUCCAACGAGAACCUUUUCCGUUUCUUUGUCUCGUUUUCCUUUUUCGUUCCUUUUCUGCGCGCCGGAUUUGUGUUUGCAUGAGGACACAGUACUGUUCCUAUUUCGCAUAAAUAUCAUUUGGUAAAAUUAUCAAGAUAAUUCUGACAAAAACGAAUGAUUACUAAAAUAUAUUUUUCUAACGAUGAAAUAUACUCAUGCACGAGAUAUGUUGCAAGACUCAUUAAAAUUAAAUCAUCAUUCUUGUCUAAUUUGGAUUCGGACAAUAAAGUGACGUUGGUAAAGGUAACUAAACUUCCAAAGGGGUCACGAUUCUUUAAGGCUUUGAGGUAAAUAUUGGAUAUACAGAGAUUUUAAAGUAAUAAUCAAUUUUUAUGGGUCAAAAUUUUUACGGGCCCCUUCGGGCCCCGGACCUUUUACCCCCUCUACCCCCCCCUUCUCGACGCUCCUGCCUGCCAACAUCACCUCUAUCGUACUUGCACACACAUUAACCAAUCGACCACUAUCAUCAACCAUCAGUGGCGGAAAUUAGGGGGGCUCGGCCCCCCCCCCAAUCAGCGACGUCAUCGGAAAAUUCGGACUUUCCUCGGAUAAUUGACAACCGUUUAACGUGUCGAAAUUACUCCAAGAAAUUGUUCCGAAAAGGAAUUUUAAGCUAAUCUAAGGGCGUAAUUGCCAAUUUUUCUGCUUGAUAUAAAAAAUCAUAAAUGGAUUGUUCUUCUUGCUACUUAAUUAUGGCGGGGUCAGCAAAGAUUUCUAAAGAGUUCCGUCAAAAAAUCAGCUAUUUUUAUCAAAAUGUGCAUUUUCUUUGAAAUUAUACAUGGUCCGUGAUGUUAUCUUGUCGGAAAAUCGUAGGCCUGCCCCCCCUCCCAAAUGAAAGCCUGAAUUUCCGCCACUGUCAACCAUAACCAAUCCUUCCACAUCAGAUUUUACUUUACCUUUUCUUCUUCCUGUGUGAUUUACUGCAUCAUCUGCACCAAAUGCCAAUCUCUUUUACAUCAGCGAAACCUCCCGUCAAAUUAACAGCCGUUUUGGAGAACACUUGAGAGCGAUGCAGAUAGCAACAUAUCUAGAAAUUUUAACUCCCCCAUCAUUCUACUGCCGCCAUGUCCAUCCUUGGCUUAUUGCAUGCACCGCAAGACGCCACCAAACGGAAGACUUCGGAGAAACGUUUAAUUUUUAGCCUAAAAGCUCUUUAUCCUAAUGGUCUUAAUAAACAUUUUAAUUUCCUUAAAUAGUUUCUUUUUAUAUCUAUUUCCUUCUCUUUUCUUACUUUCCUCCCAUUCCGUUAUUCAGUUUUUUUCGGUUGCGUCGCAUCUCGCAUUCUUUUCUAUAUAUCGAAUCUCGCCUUUUCUUUGUUCAGCUCGUUUCUUUUCUAGCCACUCGAUAACGAGUACAUGCUCGAAACGUCGUUUUUUUAACAAUCAAACUAUUAUAUUUUCAUUCUGGUACUAAAUUUAUUUGCUAACUAUAUUAGCGUUAUUACAUUUUUCACUGCAAAACAUCCAAAUAAGAGGACAAUAAUUAAAAUAUGAUAAAAUGAACGUUUUCAUUAAAAGAAUACGCUUAGAUUCGUCCAUAUAUGAAGCAAUCCUGGCUAGAACAUUUACCUUUUUCCCAGAUUCUUUACAAAAAACUUUAAUAUGUUUUUCUAAUCUAAGUUGAUGGUAUUCCCAAAAGUUUAACAUUCUUACUUUCUAUUAUAGUAGAACCAUUUAUUUGAAUUUUAGAUUCCUCUAAAUUGGAUCGAUUGGCUUUAAAUGUUAUAAGCUUGCUUUUAUCGCCAUUGAGCACCAAAAAAUUUCAUAAAACCAUUUAUUAAGGACAGCUGCUUCCGAUUCUAAGUCGUUAGUUAGUUAGUUCGUUCAUAUCAGUAUUCGACAGCCAAAUUGUAUUAUCAUCUGCAUAGUUGCAUAAGUUGCUUUUGUUCAAAUGCAGAAAAAUAUCAUCUAUGUAAAUAUUGAAAAGCAACGGGCCUAAGAUUGAUCCUUGAGGAACUCCUUGCUUUGUUUCCAUCCAAUCACUGAAAUCUGAGUUUAUUUUUACUCGUUGUACCCUUUUAUCUAGAUAACUAUACAUAAAUUCUAUUGCGUUAUCGCUGAAGCCAUAAGAUUUCAAUUUGGCUAGUAGAAGUAUAUUGGGUAAACAAUCAAAUGCUUUCGAUAAGUCCAUCAACACUGCACCAGCCACAUCUUUUUUAUCCAGGCACUUUUUCAAGCCUUCAAUAAGUCGUAAUAAAGCGUGUUGUGUGCUAUAACCUUUUCUGAAUCCACAAAGCAAAGGGAACAGUUUAACACUGUGAUAAUUGUAGAUUUGAUUGAACAUUAUUCUCUCAAACUUAAAACCAUUGGCAACACAUUUAACUUAAAAAUUGAAAAAAAUUACUUUUUUAAAGUAAAAAGAUUUAAUCUUUGUGAGACUUGCUACAACUUUAUCAAAAAAUUUAGUAAAAGGUUCUGUUUAUCACGACAUUGUCAGUUCAGAAAAACAUUUGCAAGCUCACAUUCAGUCAUUGGAGUGUCACGUUGGACAUUAUUGGCCUUGUAUUUGGCGGAAAGUGGCAUAUUUUAACCCAUUUUAUUAUGCCGACUCUUUCCCAGCAAUUGGGGCACUUGAGUGUACCUGUUAUCGCGGGAAUUUUGGUCUUUUCAUUCAACGAGAAGACGAAACAUUGUUUCAAGCAAUUGGGAGCAUUAUUUGGUCCCAUACCAACAUCCAAACUGGUUGGAAAAGAUGGGCUUGACGAUUUGCGACAUUUUAUUGGUUGAAUUUCGAUGCAAUAUAUCACGAAGCGGCCGCCGCCUUUAGGCACAUUGCAGCUCCAAAAAUUUCCGACCACAAAAGUUUGGCAUAUUUUUCAAUUACAGUGAGAAAAAUGAACACUUUUAGACACCGAAGCAUAAUCCCCGACUUAAUUUGUAGAAGAUAUCGCAAAUUGGUGCAAAGAUAAACUUUUUAAUCUCGCGUGUUUCACAGGUGCUUUAAUCACCAUGGCUCAAUUUUCGUGUUUUUGCAAAUGUUGAUAUUGUUCAGAAAUAGACAAAGAUCAAGAAAGUUUCUUGCAUUUGCUAUUUUCAGCAUCAAACCUUGAUACAUUUCCUAAUAUAUUCCAAAUAAAAAGUCAUCUUAUAACUUUUAUAAAACUCCCUGUGGCCAUUUGAAUUUUGGUUCGCUAAAAAAUUUUGCUACAGUGCCGCAAUUUCUGUCUCAGCCUGUGUAAUAAUUUUGCUCACUAAGUGUAUAGGACCAAAAUCAAAGGUGCUUGUGAAUUGUAUAUUCAAUUUCAAUGCCGUAAAGAUUAGCCGAAAUUUCCACCGGAUUUUUCCAAAUAAAUGUUAUUUGCAAACGUAGAUCAAUCUGAUGAGAGCCUACAAGCCUACACCGGAGUUGUUUAUCGAGUAGCUCUUCACCUUGGAUUAAACACUUGGAUUAAACGUUUUAACACUGUACGUAGUUAUAAUGCUUAUUAUACCUCUCCCGCCUUGUGGAGACAAUGAUAUUCGGCAACAUUUCACACGCAAUGUUAAAAAAAUGAUUAAGACAAACCCUACGACACCAUAGAAAACUUCAGAAAAUUUCUUGGGGCCCCUAUUUGGGGCCGGUGAGCGGAUAUUUCAUACCAACCACAUGUCAUCCCCAGGUAGCCCCACGUGCGAGCGGCACCAACCACACCAACCACAUGUCAUCAUAUUGUAGUCAUUGUUUCCCUGUGGACCUCCCGAGUGCUCCCGAUCCCAAGAAAUUUAAAGAUGGACGCCAGAGGAAAGAAACCUAAAGCGCUGAAAGGCACGAGCCAAUCAUCAUUGUCAAAAACUAAAGAUUUUGUAGUAAGCCUGUACAAAGACCCGGCAAAGUGGGAAAUAAUAAAGCACACAGGAAUUUUUCUUUUUGCUGUGUACGCAACAAGAGAAUUAGCAGAUAUUGAUCUUCUUGGUCCGCCCCCUGGCUCCCAGUAAUUUUUUCAAAGGAUCAAAAUGACAUGUUCAAAAAAGGAAGACAAAAAUCUACUCAAGAAGAAGAACCACUAUUUUGCUGAGAUUCUGCAUCCAAUUGAGAACAACUACUUCAAGUGUGAAAAUUCUAUGUCAUCGCAUAAAUUGUUUUGCUCUAUUCAUAUUUGUGUGAAUUGCUGUCAGCAGUAAGUAAGUUGUCAUAUAUUUGCUACUUAUAUGUUUUUUAUGAAAUUAUUUCAGAAAUGCAAAGAAA